Messenger RNA from Racocetra persica, 413 nucleotides. Lineage: Eukaryota; Fungi; Glomeromycota; Glomeromycetes; Diversisporales; Gigasporaceae. The record is from the annotation of a GenBank genome assembly.
ACAUUUAUCCACAUCCAAUUCAGUGGUCGAAUACAACACUAAGUUUUUUCCCAGAACCGUUGAGAACACAACUUGCAGCUCAACAAAUGGCAAUUGGAAUACCUGUGUCCUCUAUUUCUUUUACAGAUAACGAUGUUGGAAACCUUUUCAAAUUGUUUAUGGAUCAGUCCCUUAAUUCAGAGGAUGAAGUGACUCUCCAAGAACAUUAUUCAAAACUGGAAAAUCAACCAAUAUUCUUAUGUUCUCUUUGGAAAAUUGGUUGUGGUGGUGGCAGAAAAAUUUUAAACCCAGAGAUGAUGAGCACUCUGCGAAAGGUUUUACUACAAUUUCCUCCUUCCAGAAUGGCGACUUAUACCAUGACACUGAUUGAUUUUAUCAUUGAGAUAAUAGGAGGUGAUUCAUCACCUGUCGAU